AUGCCUUCCGAAAAGACUCCUUUCUAUGAUCCUAUACCGCCCACUUACGAUCAGGCCGUGGCUAGCGGUAGUUAUUACGAUCCAGAUGACUGGGCUCCUGCUCCGAGGUCUCCAACAAACGAACGUAAUGCAACAGAGGCGGAAUCACAGGGCCUCCUACAACAUUCGAGUGGCGCCAGCUCCUCCCGCAGGCCCGACGGUUAUCGACCACCAACAGUAGAGACGGACGAUGAAGACAGUUUAUGGGCCAGCGAUAGCGAGAGUGACGAUGAAGCCGCGCAGGUUCGACGUGAGAUGCAGGAGAUGGAGAUCGAGGAGCCCGACCGAUCCCGGGGCUCUCAGUGGGGGAAGCGAAUAGGGUCAUAUCUAACUCUACCACGGUGGAAAUGGUCCUGGAGGCCGAGAUUACCACGAUUACGCAUACAAUUACCUCAACGAGCUGAUGCGCCAGCUGCCGACAAUGCCGAGAAUGCCACGGGUGAGAAUGAGGAGACGCCAAGCCAGACAACGAGGAGGUGGAAUAUACCGAAGGUGGACAAAACAACCGUCAUCUUAUUUUGUGUACGCAUUUUGGCCCUCACAAUUAUCCUGGGAUUUUUCUAUCUGCUCUUCGCCAGCGAUAUGUUUGGUGGUUUGUCAGAUAGAUUAGGAGGUGGUUUCCGUUUCAAUCCUGAGGACCUUAGAGCCCAUCUGCUGCGUACCGUCGAUCCCAUGAGAAUGCGCGCAUCAGUACAGCACUUUUCGAACUACGCCCAUAUUGCUGGCACUGAGGGUGAUUAUGCGACCGCGUUGGAUGUUCAGGCCAUGUUCAGCAGGGCACUACUGGAUGAGGUUAUGAUGGAUGAGUAUCAGGUUUAUCUCAACUAUCCCCGCAAGGAUGGUCGUGUGGUGCAGAUCAUGGACGAGAAGGAUCUCAAGAAGGCCAAAUGGACGGCUAAGCUAGAAGAAGAGGAGGUCGGAGGCGAAACUGCAGGUCGGCAAACGUACGCCUUCCACGGGUACUCAAAGUCGGGUGAUGUCAAGGGACCCCUAAUUUACGCCAACUAUGGUACAAGAGACGAUUUCAAGCAUCUUGCAAGCAAAGGUUUUAAUGCCACGGGAGCUAUUGCGUUGGUGAAAAACGGUGGUCCUCUGGAGAAUCAGGCUCUCAAAGUCAAGGCAGCCGAGCUGGCAGGCUUUGCUGGCUGUCUUAUCUACUCCGACCCUGCGGACGACGGUUUCAAGAAGGGUGUUGUAGCUCCUGAAGGACUGUAUAUGCCCUCAGAUGGUGUUCAAAGAGGCUCCGUAGGUCUCACUAACUGGGGAAUUGGUGACCCCUUGUCGCCCGGUUAUGGUAGCAAGGGUGAUCAGCGAAUCACACUCGACAAGGCCAAUGGACUUGUCGGUAUCCCCAGUCUCCCUCUCGCUUGGAGAGAUGCCAAGGUUCUACUACAGCAUCUCAAGGGUUAUGGCGAAAAGGUGCCCAACAAGUGGGAGGGCGGCGUCCCAGAUGUCGAGUGGUGGACCGGCAGUGAGAAAUCCCCAAUUGUGCGCUUGAAGAACGAGCAAGAUGAGGAUUCAUUACACACUAUCUGGAAUGUUUAUGGUCGAAUUAAUGGUAUGGAGCAGACGUCCAAGUCUAUCAUCAUCGGCAACCAGCGAGAUUCUUGGGCUUUCGGUGCAACGGACCCCCACUCAGGCACAGCUGUCAUGAUCGAGAUGGCUCGAAUCUUUGGAGAUCUUGUACAGCGAGGCUGGAGGCCACUGAGGACCAUCGAAUUUAUGUCUUGGGAUGCCUCUGCGUACAACCUGAUUGGCUCAACUGAAUAUGUCGAGCACAACUCAGAGGCUUUGCGUGACAAUGCCUUUGCUUACCUCAACCUCGGGGCGGCUGUCGUCGGAAAAGACCUGCAUGCUUCAGGAUCGCCGGUGUUCCGAAAGUCUCUCCUUCAUGCCCUGGGCCGAGUUAUCGAUCCCUCUACUAAUAGUACAUUGAAGGACCUUUGGGAACAGAGCCAUGCCGAGCUGAAGCAGCCAGAGGGACGUGGCGACCACAUUCCAUUCCAGGAUAUCGCAGGAACAAGUGCACUCGAUCUGGCCUUCAGGGGGGCCCAGGUCCCUCACCACUCAAGUUACGACAAGGUUGGAUUGGUGGACAACUUCAUCGAUCCCGACUUCGAGUACCACGGUGCAAUGGGACAAGUGAUAGCUCUGCUCAUUCUCGACAUGGCCGAUCGGCCCAUCAUGCCGUUCGAUAUGGGCUGGUAUGCACAGAGACUGGGCCAAUGGGUCAAAGAACUCGAGAAGUGGGCACUUAAGCAAAUGGACGGCCAGCCCAAGGGCGAGAAAGACGCAUUCAAGGAGCUCAAGGACGCCGCAACACUUGUCCAACACAACGUCGCCACGUUCGAGAAGUGGGAAAUGGAAUGGGACCGCGAGGUCUUGGGCAACGGAGGCUGGGAAGCCAACGAUAUUGGUGCCUCUCGACUUGCAUACAACAACAAGAUGGCAUACUUUGAGACAGCGUUACUGGACCUUGAAAUCGGUGGUGGUAUUCCCAACCGAACACAGUUCAAGAGCGUCGUCUUCGGACCAGAGGCUUGGUCCAACGACGGAGCCAUCUUCCCUGCUAUUCGCGACUACAUCGAAGAGGGAAACUGGAAAGCCGCCAAACCGAUAGUUGCCAAGACGGCAGCGCUUCUUCGCAAAGCAGCAACAAUCUUAGAGAUGCAAUAA
Fusarium musae is the source of this 2715-nucleotide messenger RNA. RefSeq lists its product as uncharacterized. NCBI's taxonomy places the organism in Eukaryota, Fungi, Ascomycota, Sordariomycetes, Hypocreales, Nectriaceae. Bases 1 to 2715 code for a protein of 904 amino acids. The transcript is spliced from 2 exons. The record is from RefSeq and is a predicted model, not a curated record. Gene Ontology annotation, molecular function: carboxypeptidase activity.